UCCGAAGAGAGAAGAGAGCGGACUGUAUCCCCAUCAGCCAAUCACCAUCCGGAAAAGAGGAGGUGACCUUGCCUUAACCCCGCCCUGUUGCCUCAAUUACAUAACGGACUUCGGCGCUCCGUAGCGCGCUCACUGCCUGUGCCCUGGUACCCAGCGCCAAAACCCACCUUACUGCCUGUGCCGGACAACAACCUCCGUGCCAGGAGCCGCGAAGCCGCUGCGCUCAGUGCCGCCAUGUUGCCAACUAACACCGGCGUCUGUCAAGCAGGAAAUCUAAACACCAAUGAAUAAUUUAAACAACCCACCCCAGUGGAACAUUCAUCCACAUGGAGAUGAUGGAGACAGAAAUAAAUGGAACUAUGCUUUGCUGGUACCAAUGUUGGGGCUCGCUGCUUUCCGGUGGAUUUGGUCAAAGGAAUGUGAGAAAGAAAUUAGGAAAGCCAAAACAGAAUACACUGAAAAAGUGACCAUUGCGGAGAGGGAACUUGAAGCAAAAUACCGAGAUAUUAUUUUGGAAAACAGGCGUGCUGUGGCUCACUUGGAAAUUGAAGUCGAGAAAGAACAAAACCGAACACUGAGUUAUCGCAAUGCUCUCAUCGCGCAAAGCAGGAAGUUGGUGGAAGAGAGAAAGCAGAUGGAGGAGGAGAGAGACAAAUUAAAGCAGGAAAUAGAGGAAGCCCAGAAGGGUAGCAAAGCAUAUGCCACGUAUUUAAGUCACCUUAAGAGGGAAGAAGAGUGGCAGACAAAAGCGAAAAGCUUGAUAAAAGAGUUUGAGGAAGCGCUGAAAGAGAGACAGAACAUUUAUUGCAGUUUUGUUAUUCCUAAGAAAAAGAGAUUUGAAAUAGAAAACAAAUUGCUUGUCAAGGCUGCCACCAAUCCAAUAGCUGUAGAGAUGGGAAUGACAGACGGCCUGACUGACAUUUUUAAACAUGACAACCAUUGUGCUGUACUGACAAACACCAAUAAGCAGGAAAAUGGCAGGCUAAUGUGGGUGUACCUAAAAUACUGGGAACUCACUGUAGACUUAAAGAAAUUCAAAAAACUGCAAGAAGCCAGAAUAGAGUAGACCAUGCUUUCUGAGCAGCUAUCUGAAACAUCUGAAUAUCAAACCGUGCAAUCCAUUUGAUUGUCUUUGUAUAUCUUUUUGUCUACAUUGUAUUGUAAAUGACAAUAAAACAUGUGACAAACAGUC
Messenger RNA from Hyla sarda, 1192 nucleotides. RefSeq names its product coiled-coil domain containing 127 (gene CCDC127). Bases 284 to 1066 code for a protein of 260 amino acids. The transcript has 3 exons. NCBI's taxonomy places the organism in Eukaryota, Metazoa, Chordata, Amphibia, Anura, Hylidae. The record is from RefSeq and is a predicted model, not a curated record.